AUGCAUGAUCCUACGGCUCCCAUCGCCAUUGUGGGCAUGUCCUGUCGUCUUCCGGGCCAAGUCCGUACACUUGAUGACUUCUGGACACUCAUAUCUCGCGGUCGCGAUACCUGGAACCCAAUCCCCUCUGACAGGAUAUCCAGUGCGGCGUACUACCACCCCGACCCCCAGCGAAAGGGCUGCUUUAAUCCCAAGGGAGGGUACUUUAUGCAGAAUGGCCUUUCCCAAUUCGACGCUCCCUUCUUUCACAUUACGCAGCAGGAAGCUAUAGCCAUGGCAAGUCGGCCGACGAUGCCUUUAGAUCCCCAACAGCGACAUCUCCUCGAAUGUGCCUAUGAAGCCGCUGAGAAUGCUGGUAUCCCACUGCAAUCCAUAGCGGGCUCACGUAUGGGAGUCUUCGUGGGCCUUGGUCUGUCAGACUACCGCCGCGGAGUGCUUCGCGACCUGAACACAGUCCCCAUUUUCGAUGCCACGGGUGGUCAUGAAUCUAUCCAAGCUGGUCGUAUUUCACAUUUCUUCAACCUCCGUGGUCCGUCUAUGGCUAUUGAUACGGCCUGUUCAUCCAGUCUGUAUGCCCUACAUCUGGCCGUGCAGAGCAUUCGUUCUGAGGAGGCAGAUUCUGCUCUUAUUGCUGCAAGCCUGACGAAUCCCAAUGGAGAAGCCCAAGAACAGCUCAUGCGAGAGGUCUAUGCCCGCGCCAACAUCUCCCCUGGUGAGACAGGGUUUGUGGAGGCACACGGCACGGGAACCAAGGUUGGUGAUCCCAUUGAAGUCGGUGCCAUCCAGCGGGUGUUCGGCGAGGGUCGGACCAAACGAGCGCCGCUAUACAUCGGCUCCGUCAAAUCCAACUUUGGACAUCUCGAGAACGCCAGUGGGCUUGUCUCCGUAAUCAAGGCGUCCCUGAUGUUGCAUCGCGGAUUUAUUCUCCCCAAUGCUAACUUUGAGCGCGCCAACCCCGCCAUCCCUCUCGACAAAUGGAACAUGAAGGUGCCGACCAGUCUGCGUCCCUGGCCCCAGGGCAAGAAAUACGUCAGUAUCAACAACUUCGGCUUUGGCGGCUCCAACUGCCAUGUCGUACUGGAACGACCUUCCCGUGCCCGGGGUCAGGCCCCCAGCGCUCCUCAUGAUACGCCACGGCUCUUUGUGCUCAGCGGCUAUGAUGAGGAGGCUGCCAAACGCGUUGCCCAGAACCUCCUUAUCUACUUAGAACAACACCCAGGAGACUUCGAACGCCGCCUAGUGCACGAUGUCGCAUACACGCUUGGUGAGCGACGCUCUCAUUUUCCUUGGCGAAUUGCAUUUACCACCUCGUCCACCAGUAAUGAACUUGUCAAGGCCUUGAAUGGGCCGGCGAGCAUUCCUCAGCGCGCCAAGCUGGGAGCCGGCGCUUCUCCCACUAUAGCCUUUGCGUACACUGGACAGGGCGCACAAUGGCCACGCAUGGGUAUAGAACUCAUCGAUACCCACCCGGUAUUUGCAGCUACCAUGCAGAAAGCAGCGCGCACAUUGGAGGAUCUGGGGGCUGACUUCUGCCUGUUCGAAGAGCUGAAGCGUGAGGCAUCUGAAUCUCGUGUCAGUCAGCCGCAGAUCUCCCAAGUGGUCUGCACUGCCGUGCAGCUUGCCCUGACGGAUCUCCUGGCUUCCUGGGGCAUCGAACCGAAGAUGGUUGUCGGACACUCCAGCGGAGAGAUUGGAGCAGCUUAUGCGGCAGGUGCGCUUUGCGUGAGCAACGCCAUUGCCCUGGCGUACCAUCGGGGCCGACUUGCUGCUCAAAUUCGAGUCCGGUUUCCAAAAUUGAAUGGUUGCAUGAUGGCUGUCGGAGACAGUGCUGACGAGGUGCGCAAGAUUAUCAAUCGACUCCAGCUGGGGGAGGACAUCGCCGUCGCUUGUGAGAAUUCACCCCGGUCAACCACGACAUCUGGAGAUGCCAUUGCCAUGGAACUUCUUGCAAAAGAGUUGGAGGCGCGACAAAUCUUUCACCGCAAGCUUCAAGUUAACGUUGCCUACCACUCUCCCCACAUGGAGCUGAUCGCCGAUGAUUAUACCAGCGCCAUCCAGCAGGUUGCGCCGUCAACGAAGAAGGAUAAUGUCCAGUUUUACUCCUCGCUGUUAGGUCAGAAGGUAGAGCAGCCCGGAGUUCUGGGGGCAUCAUACUGGGUGGAUAAUCUGACGCAUCCGGUCCGAUUCUCAACAGCGCUGGGGCAGCUGUGCACCGAAACCAAACCCGAUGUCAUCAUUGAAAUUGGUCCGCAUUCCGCAUUGCAGGGCCCGAUCAAGCAGAUUCUGCAGGGUCUCCAGAACACGCACACCCAGUACUUUGCUUCCCUCGUCCGCAAUGAACAUGCCACUAAGGCCACCCUCCAGCUUGCGAGCCGGUUGUUUCUGGCUGGUCAAGACCUGUACUUUGGCGAAGUCAACCAGACUUUCGCGGAUGAGUCGACACCAGCACUGAUAACAGCCUUCACCCCGUGUCCCUGGUCUCAUCGGUCUUACUGGCGGGAGUCUCGCAUCACCUACAACCACCGACUGCCGCGCUUCCCUCGGCACGAUAUGCUGGGACAAUUGGAAGCCUCCGCCUGUGAGGAUGAACAACCUGUCUGGCGAAAUGUUUUCACACUGGAUAAGAUGCCAUGGCUCCGCGGUCAUCGUAUGCAAUCCACGACUACCUUCCCGAUGGCCGGCUACGUCAGCAUGGCAGUCGAGGCGGCAAGUCAACGGGCCCAGCUGAGGGGCAUCUCGCUGUCCCAGAUCGCAGGGUACCGGCUCCGCGAGUUCCAUGCUUCCUCGGCGUUCACCCUGGAGGAGAACGUCGAGUACGAGACCUGGCUCUCUCUAAGCGCGUUCACGGAAGGCACCCGCUCCUACUCCAGCGAAUGGGACGAGUUUCGAAUUGCCUCAUGGGCGGCUGGUCGUGGUUGGCGAGAGCAUUGUCGUGGUCUCGUCGGCAUCAGACGCCAGGAGUCGUCUACCUCCAACCCUGUCAGCGAGAGCCGACCAUUCCAUGCCAGCUUAAAACGAAGGGAGGAGGCUAGCCAGGGUGAAUACCUCCCUGUGUCUCCAGAGGCCUUCUACGCCGAUCUAGGGAGUCGCGGAGCGGGAUACAGCGAUGCGUUCGCAUUCGGUUCAGACAGCGGGUUGACCGUCGGGGGCGCAGGCACCGGGUCGAGCAGGUAUGCACGCGGCAGGGUUACAGUCCCUGCAACGGCACAAACUAUGCCGUCAGGCCAUGAGUCACCGUUGACUGUGUUUCCUGCCUUCCUGGAUCUGUGCGUCCAGUUGUCCUUCCUGGUUCUAGGGGCGGGUCAUGACAGUAUUCCGUGCCUCUUCAUGCCAACUUAUAUCCGGGAAAUAAAUAUUGCAGCCAAUUUCCCAUCUCAGCCGGGCGCGACAGUUGAAACCCUCGUCAAUGGUCUGUCGGCAGACAUUUCCUGUCCCCGGGCAGUAGACUUUACCAUUGAUGCGUGGUCUCCUGCAUCCGCAGAGCAGCCCGUGCUCACUCUUCUUGGCUUCCGGAUGGUCCCCGUCAACAGUGACAUGUUGGUCGAAUCUCGCCCGCAUCCAUGGUGUUACACGGCGCAGUGGGAGCCCGUAUCGUUUCCUUUCAAAGCAAAUGGCACAGCUCCCACUACCCUAGAGAGUAAUAGGAAUGGUCAGGUUAAUGGACAUGGGCAUGGCGAAAUGAAUGGGACUGGCGUUACCCAUGCCAACGGCUGUCACAGCACAUCUAAUGGGCACAAGCAAGAGUCGUCAUCUGAUGACGAGACGACCAUCGUUAUCGUUAGCGAGAGAAACAGCUCUGAUCCACUCAUCGCUUCGCUCUUGAAAGCUAUCGAAACCAGUACAGUGUACACUGCCACUGUAGUCCCCCUAUCCCGCGCCCCCAUCUCAUCCAAGUAUCGAUACAUCUGUUUGGCUGAACUGGACGCUCCGCUGUUGCAGUCAUUGACCUCAGAAUCCUUCAAGCUGGUCCAAGAACUCCUCAUCACAUGCUUCUACUGUCUCUUGGUCACCUCCACCUCCGGUGCAUACUUGGCUGUCGAUCAACCCGAGCUCAACCUCAGUCAGGGACUUCUGCGUUCUGUGCGUUCAGAGACUGGAAAUGCAGCUUUCAGCCUCGACCUGGAUCCCAGCUCUAGGCAAGACAUAGCAGGUCGAGUCCAUCUGAUUAUGGAUGCCUUCAAAGCGUCGAUCAGACCUGAUCAGAAAGCCGCCAGUGACGAAGACCAAACACCUUUGACUACGAGUUCACUGAAGUUGGCGCUUGGCGACGACGAGAUCGAGAUUCAAGUGGCUUGCACCGGAGCCAACUUCAAGGAUGUGGUAAUUGCCAUGGGCCAAGUCGCAAGCCCUUACUUGGCCCAUGUCAGUUCCCUCAAGCCCGGAGACCGCGUAUGUGCCAUGUCCCACGGCGCGUAUAGCACCUACGCGCGGUGUCCAGCAAGCAGCGCAGCUCUGAUUCCGGACUCUAUGGAUUUCGAAAUGGCAGCUUCUGUUCCUAUCACUUACAGCACGGCUUACUAUGGACUUGUUGAGCUGGCUAAGAUGGAAGCCGGUGAAAGCAUCCUCAUCCAUGCAGCUGCGGGAGGUGUCGGCCAGGCCGCAAUCCAGCUGGCUCAGUUGAUGGGAGCCGAGAUCUAUGCCACGGUAGGCAGUGAGGAGAAGAAACAAAUGCUAAUCGAUCGAUACUGUAUCCCGGCAAGUCGCAUCUUCUACAGCCGCAACACCGAGUUCGGACCUUGCAUCCGUGAAGCGACAAAUGGCGACGGCGUGGACGUGAUCUUGAACUCGCUUGCCGGUGAGUUCCUUCGGGAGACAUGGGACUGCCUGGCGCCCUUUGGUCGGUUCAUUGAAAUUGGGAAGCGGGAUAUUACGUCCAAUAAUCGGCUGGAAAUGGGCAAGUUUGAGUAUAAUUGCACGUUCUCCUCUUUGGACUUGGCGCAUGUCGCGGAGCGCAGAGGCAAGAUCCUUAACCGGGUUCUCACUACUAUCAUGCAAAUGUUUGCGCAGGAGAUACUGACUCCCGUCCAUCCGGUGACGACUGUCGGAAUUGCGGAUGUGGAAUCGGUGCUGCGCAAGUUGCAGAGUGGAAAGACGACAGGAAAGGUUGUUGUGGAUCAUCGGAUAAAUGGGAAGGUCAAGGCCACGCACCCCCUUCCGUCCAGUGACCUUCUUUCGCCCGAUGCCACGUAUGUUAUUGUCGGUGGCACCGGAGGUAUUGGCCAGUCUAUCACUCGGAGGAUGGUUCAGCGUGGAGCUAGGCAUGUUGUCCUGCUCUCCCGCAGUGGCACCACCACGGAAGCUAUGCAAAAGGUUAUCAGCGAAUUUCACGCCGUGGGUGCAUCGAUCUACAUCAGAAAAUGCGAUGCGUCUGAAGUCUCGCAUGUCGAGGAGAUGGCUACAGAACUACAGAAGGAACUGCCUCCGGUCAAGGGUGUUAUUCACGCAGCCAUGGUCCUCAAGGAUAUUCUUUUCGAACAAAUGACCUUCUCAGACUGGGAUGCCGUCCUGCGACCCAAGGUCGCAGCAGCCUGGAAUCUCCACAACGCUUUUCUCCACCAGCCACUGGACUUCUUCGUCAUGCUCUCUUCUGUUGCCGGCAUUGUCGGUAACCGCGGUCAAGCUGCCUAUGCUGCGGGUAACUGCUUUCUGGAUGCGUUGGCGCGCUACCGCCGCCAAAAGGGGUUAUCCGCAGUAUCCAUUGAUCUCGCAGCGGUAGGCGAUGUCGCCGUGCUCUCCGAUGAUGCGGAGAAAAAGGCACAGGUGAUGAAGAACCUAGCAUCAGGCAACACGAUGCAAGAAUGCAUCACUGGUGUGCAUUGGGCUCCCCCGAGCCCAGCUCCAUACUACGCCUCCGAUGCCCGCUUCACCCAACUCGUCGAAGCCGCUAGAAAAAGCGAAGCCACCGAUACUGCCAAUUCCUCAUCCACGAAAUCCCUCUCUAUUACCCAGCAACUUCGCCGCGCGGCCAAUCUCCAGGCAGCCCUGGACAUUGCGGCUGUCAGCCUGCGCGACAAACUUGGCGAGAUUCUCAUGCUCCCCCGAGAAGUGGUGGAGGCGCAUACGCAGUCGACUCCAUUUGCGACGUUUGGGUUGGAUUCGUUGAAUGCGAUUGAGUUGAGAAAUUGGAUUGGAAAGGAGCUGAAGGGGCAUUUGCCGGUUCUGGAGUUGUUGUCGGCGGCGACUUUAGGAGACUUGGCUCUGUUGGCGUUGAAGAAGUCGACGUUGGAAGGGGCGUGGAAAGUGGAAGUCUUCAACUGA
Molecule: messenger RNA, 6258 nt
Organism: Aspergillus neoniger CBS 115656
Lineage: Eukaryota; Fungi; Ascomycota; Eurotiomycetes; Eurotiales; Aspergillaceae
Product: type I polyketide synthase
Exons: 7
Coding region: 1-6258 (2085 amino acids)
Biological process (GO): fatty acid biosynthetic process; secondary metabolite biosynthetic process
Molecular function (GO): phosphopantetheine binding; oxidoreductase activity; fatty acid synthase activity
Source: RefSeq, a predicted model, not a curated record